AUGGCCAUUGGUUCAGAUCCCCUUAAAGGGCUUCCCGAUGACUACGUCAUCAAAUCUCAAGCUUUCACCAAGGAGCUCUACCAGGACGUUUAUCCCGCCAUCGAUCCCUCAAACGCCGCCCUGUCGCAGGACGGCAAGAUUGUGAUUGUCACCGGCGCCAGCAAAGGGAUCGGGAGAAAGGGAUUUGUACGAUCGUUUGCAACGGCGGAAGCGAGAGCAAUUGUCCUUGUUGCCCGCAGCUUCAAGCAGCUGCAGGAAGCAGCCGAAGAACUGUCAAAGGAGUUUCCAAAGACCCAGUUCCUGCCUAUCGCGUGCGACGUCAAGGAUGAAACGUCCGUCAAGGCGGUAUUUGACAAGAUCCUGGAAGUUUUCGGAACUGCGGAUGUUUUGGUGAACAAUGCGGGCACGACGAACGAGGGCAAGCCCUUGAGGUCUGCAUCAAUGGCCAACGUUUGGAAUGGCAUAUCAAUCAAGGAGGUCAACCUAAAGGGCCCUCUCCUCAUGGUGCACGAAUUCCUGAACCUGGUGGGCACCACCAAGCCGGCCACCGUCAUCAAUGUCACGUCCGCCGUGGGCUUCGUCGUGAUUCCCGGAAAGGCCAGCUACAGCCUGUCGAAGCUGGCGCUGACGCAUCUGUCGGGAUACAUUGCCGCCGAGAACCCCAACGUCCGAGCCAUCAGUCUUCAUCCUGGGACAAUCCUGACGGACAUCACCUCCGAGUGGCUGGUGCGAUUUUCCAAGGACACGCCGGAGCUGGCGGGCGGGAUGGCGGUUUGGCUGACGACGAAGGAGGCGGCGUUUCUGAAUGGGAGUUUAGAUCACUUUUGGGACUUUUUCGAGGCCCAAUCCGCCAUCUUCGACCCCAGGCAUCAAUAUGAAGAACCUCUUCACCGUCGUGAUAGCGGGCUCUCAGUAUCUGCUGCAUCCGCAGAAGCUGUUAAUCCUUUUCAGGGCACAAUCGAGGAGACCAUCAAUCCCGACGCGCUUAUUCCCAUCACUCUCCUCACCACAAGGGAAAUCAACAGCGAUCUAGACGGCAUCCUCGAUCUAUUUGCUACCGUGGACGACGUCUUCCAGCCAGACUUCGGCAGCGUCCUGGUAGAGAAGCCUGAGAAGGAGCAGCACGCCAUCGGCCUCAACCGGCAUCUGGACUCCCUCGGCAGAUCGGUCCUUACUUUGCGGUCAACAGGUGCGGAAGACGAAGCUCGGGCUGCUGCGUUUGAAGACUUACCUUCGGGGCCGUAUUUCUUGCAUGGGCCAAAUCUUUACCAGGCGUGGAGACUGUAUGACGAUGUACUGGAUGCGUUUACCUUUGGAGUUAUUCCCAACAGCAUCAACGGUUCUGACGAUGGGUUUGAAGCGCUUUCGGCUCUCUCCGACAAUGGCUCACACAAGUCCAUUGCCGUGCCGUCACGACUUUAUCACCCCGCGCCGUCUAUUCGCAAGCCUUUGUCUGGAGUCCGCAUUUCCAUCACGGAUGCCAUAUCGCUGAAAGGCGUCCAGACGACCAUGUCGAGUCGAGCUUGGACUCAGCUGUACGGCGCUGAGGAGUCGGAGACGGCAGAGUUUGCGCAGAGACUCAUCGACAUGGGCGCCAUUAUUGUGGGCAAGACAAAGUCGUCGCAGCUAGACUCUGGCAGGGAAUGGGUGGAUGCAGAGGCUCCGUGGAAUCCGAGAGGCGACGGGUAUCAAGAAUCUGGCGGAAGCGCAGCUGGAGCUGGAGCGAGUCAGCAGAUGCUUUUGAGGGAGCUCGUGAGCAAGGGCGUCGGCAUGGUGUUUACUCCAUCAGAGCCUCGCCCAGCGCUGCAUCUCAGUCAGGAUGGACAACUGAUUCGGAGAAUUAUGCUGCGCAUGGCCCAAGUCACUAUUAACACGUCCAGCGACGACGUGCCCUUUCCCAAGCGCAUCAUCUACCUUUUGGAUUAUGCUCCUCCUUCUGAAGAUGAUCAGUCUCUUGAUCACAAGUUUGUCGCCGUGCUGGAGAAAUUCCUCGGAAUCAAGGCUGACAGGGUGCGCUUAUCGGAGACUUGGGAUGCCAACCCGCCCAACAACACGAAGCAGAGUCUCGAAGAGUAUAUGAAGGAGGCGCCCUUUAGCUCAUUCUGCUACGACUUCUAUCACCAGUAUGGAGAUUUUCGUAAUCACUACAAAGACAAGUUUGGUCGGCAGCCGUAUAUUGAGGCAACGCCCCGGUUUCGAUGGGGCAUCGGCGAGAGUGAGACCAAGCAAGACCACGACCACGACCGCCUGCGGAUUGAAGGCUUUAGACGAUGGUUUAACGAGAGCAUCAUGCCGAUAGUUGGAGACUCGGAAACCAUCGUCAUUGUACCCUUUGGGCCCCAGACUACAGUGCAUUAUCGCGAUGACCUGCCACCACCACCCAGCGUCAUCGAAGGCCUCAAGCCCGAAGCACUCGCUCCUCUUUUAGGCCUGCCGCAUCUCGUUGUCCCCUUCGCACAGACUCGCUACUAUUCACGGGUCACCGACCGGGGCGAGGACCGGCCGUUUAGCGGCUCCAUCAUCGGGCCUCGCGGAAGCGAUAUGAUGCUUCUUCAGCUGGUCAAGGCGGCGUUUGCACGAGCGGAAUGGCGGUCGUCGGUUGCUGCUGGGCGCUUGGCGUUUCCGCAGGGUUACGAGCCCGAGUGA
This is a messenger RNA of Trichoderma citrinoviride, 2646 nucleotides long. RefSeq lists its product as hypothetical. The record is from RefSeq and is a predicted model, not a curated record. Bases 1 to 2646 code for a protein of 881 amino acids. The transcript is spliced from 15 exons. Lineage: Eukaryota; Fungi; Ascomycota; Sordariomycetes; Hypocreales; Hypocreaceae. Gene Ontology annotation, molecular function: oxidoreductase activity, acting on the CH-OH group of donors, NAD or NADP as acceptor.